This is a messenger RNA of Paramormyrops kingsleyae, 4952 nucleotides long. Its product is annotated as glypican-5-like. NCBI's taxonomy places the organism in Eukaryota, Metazoa, Chordata, Actinopteri, Osteoglossiformes, Mormyridae. Gene Ontology annotation, biological process: regulation of protein localization to membrane; cell migration; positive regulation of canonical Wnt signaling pathway. Gene Ontology annotation, molecular function: protein binding. Gene Ontology annotation, cellular component: extracellular region; plasma membrane; cell surface. The record is from RefSeq and is a predicted model, not a curated record.
GGAAGGAGGGGGCAGAGAUCGGCUGGUAGAACCGUAGGAUCGACAACUUAUGCGAAUGAAAGCAUGCACGCGCAGUUCUGUACGGAUGCAGAAACCGGCAGGGGAAGUACUGCAGGUUUCAAAUCAGCGUUUUAUCAUUUAGCAAAGACUGAAUGAAGCAGUCUCUGUCUGUUAAUGUUGAAGUAUGUGAAAAAGUCAAAGGAGACGCUAUGCUAUUUUCAUUCUUUGGUCUUUUCCAAGCAGUGCUGUUUGUAUAUGUUUAUACGUGUCAACCUGGCUUCAUUGUAACAACAAUUACGGCGCAGCCAGAAUAACAGUGGACUGAGAUGCUACAAUGUUUCGGGGACAAUUGCAUCACUUUGUCUUUUGGUGGAUUUUGGCGACGGUCGGGCUCUUGGUGACAGUGCCCGGUGUAGGAACCUAUACUUGCCAUGAGGUGCAAACGGCUUUCCAGAUGCGCCAGAUUGGCCCUUGGAAACUGGUGCCCGAAACACCCGAAACAGAUGUGGACCUGCAGGUCUGCAAACACCAGGGCCCCACAUGCUGCACCCGCAAGAUGGAGGACAGCUACCAGGCUGCGGUGCUCCGGGACAUCUUGCAGCACAUGCAAUCGCACAUCUACGAACCGAUGUUCCUCCUGAUUCGGCAUGGCGCCGACCUCCAGGAUAACUUCGAGUCCCUGAUCUCCUUCUCCAUUGACUUCACCGGCUCCCUGUUCGACAGAUCGAUGGCUGAUGUGCAACCCCUUGUCUCCCAGCUCUUUGCCAACCUCUCUCUCUACGUCCUGGGUGGCAACGUCACAGUGGACUCUGCCGUGCAGCAUUUCUAUGACAGCCUCUUUCCGUUUGUUUACCUUCGGAUGUUGACCCAGGGUCCCGCAUUACCAGACGUGGAGUGGACCCAGUGCAUGAGAUCCAUAAGGAGGACGGUGGAGCCAUUCGGACUCUACCCGGGGGAGUUGGUCAAGGGGCUGGCAGGCUCGCUUCUGGCAGGCCGGGCUAUGAAGCGGGCUGUGGCUGAGGGAGCUGAGGUCCUGACCGCCACAGAGAAAGUGCUGCUGUCUCGGGACUGUGAACGCGCGCUACUGCGCAUGAUGUACUGCCCUCACUGCCGCGGCCUCACGCUCAUCCAGCCCUGCGAGGGCUACUGCCUCAAUGUGCUGCGCGGCUGCCUAGCCCACAUCUCGGAGCUGGACGACCCCUGGAGGCGAUACCUGACCGUGCUGAAAGUGCUCAGCGGUGCCAUGGCCGGAGACCACGACCUCGAACUUGCGCUUCUGGGCGUCCGCACGCAAAUCAGGGAGGCCAUCUUGCACGCCAAACUCCACGCUUCCAACAUCUCUGCUGCUGUAGAAAUGAUGUGUGGGCAGCCCAAAGAGACAGUUACCGGCGAGUAUUCCUCCCCCGAGACACCAGCAUCCCCCAGCUUGUCCACUCCCCUGCCCUCGGCUUCGCUGACAAAUGAAACUGAGCCUUUUGUGUCCCAGCUCAGCACCCUCCUGAGGGAUUUCAGCCGACGCAUCCAGCACUACAAAACCAUAUUCACCACCCUGCCUGAGGCACUGUGCCAGGGAGUGGCUGCAGUUGAUGCCUUUUCCUGCUGGAAUGGUGCUGACGUGGUGGACAGUUACACAGGUCAUGUGGUUGGCAACGGACUGCAGGCCCAGAAGCUGAACCCCGAGGUCAAGGUGAGGCAUGCUGACCCCACCCUGGCAGAAGCCAAGGCAAAGCUAGAGAACUUCAUUCAGGAGGUGUUGGAUACUACGCCUGGACUGUAUUCCGUCUGGUCCUGGGCCGAGCUGAGCAGUGGAGGUACAGAGGGCAGUGCUGAGUGUGAUGAUGAAGAUGGCUGCCAAGGCUCUGGAGUGGGUGCCCCCAAGAACCCUGAAAAUGAGAAGACUGACACCUCUCAGGAUGGUGUCCACGAUGGAAAGAAAGUGCCCCCCAAAACACCCCCCACUGUCCACCCACGGAAGGACCGGCCAAGGGACACUGGCUGCACCAUGGCUACCAGCCCCACCCUACUGGCUGCCACCGCGUUCCUGCUGGGGCUGCAGUGGUAUUUUAUGUGAUGGUGACCCCCCCCCCCCCCCCCCAGAGCAUGUCUCAUUCAAGCUUGCUCUUCCUCAAGCAUCCACAAGUGGCGCUACUGCGGGAACUGAGAGAGAGGGAGGGGGGGUCGGAGGCAGGUCGGAGGGAGGGAGAGGGUGUGGGGUGGAGGUAGUACCCCCGUGGGUCGGACGCCGGGUCGCCCUGAGGCAUGGACCGCGAGGCGGACUCUUUCUUUUGCAUCCUGUUAGACAUCAAGGUCUCCCUUCCUCAGGCAAGCUUGACGCCUUCUUCUGUUUGCUCUUAAGCUCCUUUACAUAAAUUCCUUGUUGUGACGUGCUUUUAGGUACACAUGCACAAAUACACACACACAAUGCAAAACAACCUUACUGCUCCACAUUAGCGGUGCCUUAUUCUCAAACAUUUCCAAGUUACAUGCACACACAGACACGAUUUGCACAUUUGCGUGAGGUAACUCUCAGUCAGGCAGAGGGGCCCAUUCAUUAUUACCGGCUCCAAGUUCCUCAAGGUAAUUCCUUGUUCCAGCCACUGGGGGUUGGUUGUUUUUCGAAGCCACUCAGUAUAAAGCUUAAUAAAUAUUGAAGCAUUAUUUGGUUCCCCGUUACUCCUGCUCUCGCUGCGAAGCCGCUUACUGUUAAAGCUUUAAUAUCCAGCUUUCCCCAAAGCCAGGAAGGUGGUUAGCAAUCUGAGCUUAGGGAGAGGAAAGACACCCUUUCCCGCCUUGCUGUCAAAGUCCAAGCGCACAAAGUGACCCUGCACACCUUCUUUGAAGGCUGGCAUCACGCUGCUCUCUACUUCUCUUCUGCGCGUUUCUUUUGUACAGAAUUAAAUGUUUAUUACUUACAGCUAAACAGUGUCGUAGCACCCGAGGCUAAAACGGGAACCAAGGAAUUCAGUCAAUUUUAACUUCCUGAUUGUUGACUUUUUAGCAAAUGCAGAAUUCAAGAUGGCUGACAGCGGCAGGCAGUUCAGGAAGGUAAUGACCCGUGUGCACUCCAGAGCCGUCUUAUACUUAACUCAGCCCUUCCAAAGCACUCUGGAAGGUAGUGUGGGACACCAAGUGUGAUGUCAAAGAUAUAUCAUAACAUGAUUAGUCAUAUAAUCCAACAGGCAGGAUUUAACAGUCAUGGACCUUGAGGAUGCAGUGUUUCUGUGUUUAUUGUUACAUGUUAAUUUUUCUUAAGAAAAAAAACGUAUCCUCUUCAGACCUGUAAGCGUUUGAUUAAUGUGUUUUAGUUGUUAGUUGUUAUUUCCUCUCUUGUAAAUUGCACAGAAGCUUGCUAAUAUAAUUGCUGUUAUUUUUUUCUCUCUUAUGGAUGGAGGGGGUUUGGGUGGAGCAGGGGAAUGGACUGGUAACUGCUUCCUGUUUCGGGAACCUGAGAAUGCUCCAGUAGAGUUUGGGUUCAGCCAUUACCAAUGAGCAAUCGUUACAGCUGUAUCAUCAGUAAAUCCCUUAAUGCGUAACUAAAUACUGUGAACCAACCUUCUAAUCAUUUAAUUGGAUUUUAACUCACAUUUCCCCUUUAGCCAAUUAUAUUGCAGCAAAGUUGUAAAUAGCACCCAACUAUAUAAUUAUCAAUUGAUUGUUUCAUGGAUCUGGAAUGUUUGUCAUACCUUGCAUUUAUAACAGUAAAGCAAAACUAUUAUUAGUAGUGAUUUUGAAUUGUAUUUGUACUGGUUUUGACAGCGGUGGUGAACUUUUCUGCCAACUAGACCAUCUUAAGCAAGAGAAAUAUGUUCUGAUAUAGUUUUGUACAUGUUUAUGCGUCACUGUAAACCCAGAUUAAUCUUACUUGCUGCCUGAGAAUUACAGAAAAGUAUAAUAGGGCUUAUGUUGUCUAAUAUGCAUAUUUUUAUAUUUGUGAAUAUUUGUGUGCCUUAUGUGUGCAUGUGUUUUUUAAUGCAAUGCUUUUUGGAUGUUUUUGUUUGGUGUCUGGCCUGUGAAAUUGAACAAAGGAAAUGCGUGAAUGGUUGGUCUAACCAGUGGGGAAGAGGUGGGGGUGGCAUACCUGUGAAGGUAUCUGUAUGUCUUUGGGUAGGUGUACAUUUCGAAUAUGCUUGGGUGGGGAGUGUGUGUAUGUAACCCCUUCAACUACACUUAACACUGUUUACAGAAACAGUUUUCCCUCUCUGGAAAAACUCCGAUUCAGCUAUCUUGUCGGACUGAGAGUCACUAUAGUCGGCCCUGUUCUUCCUGCCAGCGUGGCUCUGCCUAGAACAAGCCUGUUACACUGUUGUAAUCCAUCACAGAAGCCCCACCCCAGCUCUACGUUUCGAGUGGCCGGCGGGUCUGAAGCCCUCUCUAAGCUCAAAGCUCUUUCUGUCUGAAGCACCCAUAAACUAUGCACGUCCUUUUUUCCCACUUGUAUUUUUAAGCACAGAGAUGAAAUUCUCAGACUUGUGCGAAAUGAGCUUUUGCAGAUCGCUAGCGACAUUCAGCCUUUUUUUAUUUACUCAGACAAGAGAGGAACCUCGAGGCUCUGAAAACUAAGUGUCAUCAUGUAUCAGCAGAGAAUGGGACUUGGUCUACAAAUGGUUUAGCCAUCUGUGGGGGGAAAUGACACCUGGAGAUCUUCAGUAACUGAUGCAGGAUGGGCAUGCAGUAAGUAAAGGGGAGGGUCAGUGAUUAAAGGGGUGAGCCAUUGGGACUUGACUGACAGGAAUGAAGCCAUGUGACAAGAGGAAAGGCUACCAGAGUACUGCGGCUAACCUGUACUGCAUUUCCCAGAUGUCCCCUGCUCUUUGUUCAUUGGUGUGUUGAAUGGGGGAGGGGUGGCAAUGUUUGUAACAUUAACCAAUAGCAAAAGGUCUCCUCUCAGCUUGGUGUAUGAAGCAUUUAUUUAUACUGACAUUUCAAUAAAUGUACAAGAACCUGCCGGGCAA